Molecule: messenger RNA, 1701 nt
Organism: Eimeria necatrix
Lineage: Eukaryota; Apicomplexa; Conoidasida; Eucoccidiorida; Eimeriidae
Exons: 1
Coding region: 1-1701 (566 amino acids)
Source: RefSeq, a predicted model, not a curated record
AUGAGGGCCUUUUUCGGCGGUGUGAGCGGCCGCAACAGCAGCAGCAGCAGCAGCAGCAGCAGCUGCUUCGAUUUGAGGCGCUGCGCGCUGUCGGCGCUGCUGCUGCUGCUGCUCUGCGCCCCUGCUGCAGCCCUCGGGCCCGGACUGCAGCAGCAAAUAAUAAGUGGGAGCAGCAGCUCUUUCCCUGAGGAGGAGAGGUCCUCGCUCUGGGGUGUACGUACACCCGAAGAGGCCGCUGCUGCUGCUGCUGCUGGCGGCGGCCCAGCAGCAAACCCCGCAGCAGCAGCAGCAGCAGCAGCAGCAGCGCCGCGAGCGAGCCUGCUGCAGCUGGGCCGGGGGCUGCUGCGCAGCGCGAAGUCGCGGCUGCAGCAGCGCCGCAGGGAGCGCCGGCGGCAGCAGCAGCUGCGGCGGCUGCUGCCUUUCCUCGCGCUGCAGCAGCACGGCCGUUUGGCCCUCAACUCCGAACUUGUGUCUAUUCAAGAAGCCUUAAAGGGGGAGUCUUUUGUGGGCCCCCGCGGCCGCCGCUACUUGGUGUCUUCAGUGUUGGCCUUUCGUCCUUUAUUUCUGUACUUGCAGGUGGAGGCCCCCUCGGGGGCCCCCGGGGAGGGUACUGGCGCGGGGGGCCCCCCGGGGGGCCCCCCGGGGGGCCCCCGGCGGGGCCUGCGCAGGGGCCCCCGCAAGGGCCGCGGGGGGGCCCCCGGGGGCCCCCAAGGGGCCCCCAGCUUCACCGUGAGGUUCCCAGUGACUGCUGCUGCUCCCGAAGACGUGUCUGUGGAGGAAGCAGCAAAAGAAGCAGCAGACGCGGAGCAGCAGCGGCUGCUGCUGCCGCGGGCCUUCAAAGUCUUUACUGUGAAAAGCAACGGACUUGGAAGACUGGAUGACAACAAAGAAAGGAAGUUUGUAAUUCAGUUUCUGGACACUCUCGUGGUGAACUCUGGGGAGGCUUUGGAGCCGCUGCUGGGGCCGCUUGCUGCAGUGCCUGCUGCUGCUGUGGGGCGCGAGCUGCGCGUACACCUCAGCAGCAAAGCAGCAGCAGCAGCAAGACAAGCUGUCCUUAAGAACGUUGUCUUGACUUUGGCCAACCCCACAAGUCUGUGGCUCACUCGGGGGGGGCAGGUCAAGUUUGCAGACACCAGGGGGGUCAUUUUCGGCAAGGCAAGGCCUGCUGCUGCUGCUGCUGCUGCUGCUGCAGCAGAACCCCACAAGCGACUCGCAGCAGCACUUGCUGCUGCGCUCCACAACUUGUGGUGCGCCCCAGAAACCCCCCCCCAGGCCCCCCCCCCGCGCUUCCAGCCGCCGCCCCCAGCAGCAGCAGCAGCAGCAGCAGCAGCGCAGCCAACUCCCCCAGCAGCAGCAGCAGCAGCGGAGCCAGCAGCAGCAGAAGAGGAAGCAGCAGCAGAGGCGAUGCUCCAAACCCAAGGCGACGCCCCCAUGCCUCCUGAAGAGCCCCAGCAGCAGCAGCAGCCCGAGCAGCAGCAGCAGCAGCAGCAGCAGCAGCAGCAGGAGGUGCCUGCAGCAGAGGAAGGCGAAGGCGAAGAGGAGAUGCUGGUGGAAGCAGCAGCUCCUGCUGCUGCUGCUGCUGCUCUCUCCCUCGAAACCUGCACAGACCCCAAAGUCAUGGAGGUCAUUAAGUUGCUGCUGGCGCCCCAAGGAAGCGAGCAGGCCAUUAUCAAGGCUUACGAGACCUUCAAGGCCAUGUGA